Enhydra lutris kenyoni (northern sea otter) is the source of this 594-nucleotide messenger RNA. RefSeq names its product DNA-directed RNA polymerase II subunit RPB11-a. The coding region runs from base 86 to 439 and encodes 117 amino acids. The transcript is spliced from 4 exons. Gene Ontology annotation, cellular component: RNA polymerase II, core complex. NCBI's taxonomy places the organism in Eukaryota, Metazoa, Chordata, Mammalia, Carnivora, Mustelidae. The record is from RefSeq and is a predicted model, not a curated record. Gene Ontology annotation, molecular function: protein dimerization activity; DNA binding. Gene Ontology annotation, biological process: transcription by RNA polymerase II.
CGCUAACCCGGAAGAGGUGGUGUUAUAGGGCUUUGCUGGCGGUGGUGGCGGCUGUUGCGACUUUGGACGUUGGUGCGGCGCUAGGAUGAACGCGCCUCCCGCCUUCGAGUCGUUCUUGCUCUUCGAGGGCGAGAAAAAGAUUACCAUUAACAAGGACACCAAGGUACCCAAUGCCUGUUUGUUCACCAUCAAUAAAGAAGACCACACGCUAGGAAACAUCAUUAAAUCACAGCUGCUGAAGGACCCGCAGGUGCUGUUCGCUGGCUACAAAGUCCCCCACCCCUUGGAGCACAAGAUCAUCAUCCGGGUGCAGACCACCCCGGACUACAGCCCGCAGGAGGCCUUCACCAAUGCCAUCACGGACCUCAUCAGCGAGCUCUCCCUGCUGGAGGAGCGCUUCCGGGUGGCCAUUAAAGACAAGCAAGAGGGCAUCGAGUAGCAGCAGGAGGAGUGUUGCUGGGCCGGCUCCUACGCUGCGCUGGAACAUUGUUCAGCUCCCAGUAGAGGAGAGCAGCUUCCCCGGCGUCGCGGACAUCGUGGUGAGCCCGUCCCCACCGGCGUGUCCUGCACAGUCUUUCGCUUUCCUGAUAAAGA